AUGGAUACAAAAUGGGAUUUUUCACCUGAACUUGUAUUUACUAAAUGGAAAAUUUUUAUGGAAAGAAUGAAUAAAAUUAAAGAAUUAUUUUCAAUAGCAAAUGCUUUUCUUAAACUUGAAAAAGUUGAAAUUGGUGGUGUAAAAGGUCGAGCAUUAUCUGCAGAAAUAUUUCAAAUUUAUGAAGAAUUUAAGGAUACAUUUGAAAAAUUCAGUGCAAAAACCUAUAAUCCACUUGAUACAAAAAAUACGGAAUUUGUGGAUGAUAUAGCACAUUUUCAUGAUAUAAUUGAUGAUCUUGAUCGACGUAUAGGUCGUAUUGCUAAUCAAGCAUUUGCUGAUUGUAAUGGUCUUGAAGCUAUGUUUAAAUUAGUUAAUAUAUUUGGAUCAUUACUUGAUCGUCCGAAAAUUCAUCAUGUUUUCGCACAUAAUUAUUCAAUUCUUAUUCAACAAGUUGAACGUGAAAUGGAUGAUGCAAAAGAAUUAUUUGAUCGACAAAUGUCUUAUCAAGAAGAACAUGGUUCUAUUCAACUUGAUCGUAAUAUGACAAAAGUUGCUGGCAGUUUAUUAUGGGCUGAAGAACUUAAACAACGAUAUACACAACCAAUGGAACAAUUUCGACAAUUAGAAAAUGAAACAACACAAACACCAGAAGCUAAACGUAUAGAAGAAAAAUAUAAUGAAUUAGAUCAACUUAUUGAUAAAUUUAUUGAAAGUCUUUAUAAAGAAUGGGCUAAUAAUGUAAGUGAAGCAUCAAAAUUUAAUCUUAAUCAAUAUUUAAUUACACGAAAUCCAAAAAAUCAUUUAAUACAUUUAAAUUUUCAUCCACAACUUGAAACAGUUUUACGUGAAGUUCGUUAUUUAGAAAUAAAAGAUCGUAAAGAUAUUCCUCAAGCUGCUUUAGAUAUUUACAAAGAUAAUGAUACAUAUCUACAAUAUAUUAACAAUUUAAAUUAUACAAUAGCAUCAUAUAAUAAAAUUCGUGAAACAGUUGCUGAAGUUGAAUAUCCAUUAAUUGAACAACAACUUCAAACUAUUGAUCAACAAUUAUCUGAUGCAGAAAAUAAAUUAACUUGGUCAACAUCUGGUAUUGGUGAAUAUAUAUUACGUACUCGAACAGUAGUCUUUGAUCUUGAACAACGUCUUCAGAAAUCGAAAAAUAAUAUACUUGAAAUUCAAUCAAUAAUGGCAACAUGGUCUAAAAGUCCAUUGUAUGAACGUUCAAGUGCACGUGGCGGUGGUGGUGCAACGGAAAAACAAACUAGUGGCGAUAAUCUUUUA
This is a messenger RNA of Adineta steineri, 1278 nucleotides long. Lineage: Eukaryota; Metazoa; Rotifera; Eurotatoria; Adinetida; Adinetidae. The record is from the annotation of a GenBank genome assembly.